Meriones unguiculatus (Mongolian gerbil) is the source of this 3127-nucleotide messenger RNA. It is a transcript of the gene Mettl24, whose product is annotated as methyltransferase like 24. The record is from RefSeq and is a predicted model, not a curated record. Lineage: Eukaryota; Metazoa; Chordata; Mammalia; Rodentia; Muridae.
UAGCCAGCUGGGCAGCGGGCAGCCUGGAUGCUGGUCUAGCCCACUGCCCCUGCCCCUCGCUCUUCCCGAGCGAGCGGCUGGGCAGGAUAAGGUUACACCCAGGCCUCCUGUGUCCCAGGGAAGAAGGCGGGCCGAACUCCGGCCCGCUGGGGAGUUGCCACAGUUGGCAGCCAGGGGCCCUUGGGGACGCUUCUUUUCUGGCGGCCGGGAGCUGAGGGUGGGACUCAGACCGCAGCCGGAGGCCGGGGGUCUCCGCCAUGGGCACCGCCAGGUCUCCCGGGCGCGGCUGCGGAGCCCUGACCCGGUGGCUGCUGGGCGCCGUGCUGCUGCUGGGCCUGCGGCUGUGCAUGGAGUUGCGCCAGGCGGGCUCGGGACCCCCGGGCCGCCGCGACCCCCCCGGGGCCACCCGGGCCCCCCACGUGCUGCUGGCGCCCGGCCCUCCGCGCGGAGCCAGGAGGAGGCAGGUGACCUACGUGCGCAGCGGGCGCCGAGCGCCGCCCCGGGGUGGUGGCGGCACGACGCCGGAGCCGAGCUGCUGUGCCCAGCGAGGGCUUCCCCGCAGGAAGGGUCCCCGGUGGCGCAUAGAGCUCCAGCCAUGGGCAGGUCCUGCUCAGUCCCUGGAUGAAGAAGCCUCAAGGUUCCUGAGCUACAUCAGUACCACUCAGAUUGCAUGCGAUCACAUGGGUACAGACAGCUUGGCUGCUGACUCCAGCCCUGCAACGAAGCCCUGGCUGGUGUAUCUUGAUGACAGGUUUGGCUUAGCUCAUCAAAUCCGCAACAAGCGGUGCCGCCUCUACUCUUUAGGGCUAGGAAGCGAUGACACACACUUUGAGGUGAGCAUGGCCAAUGAUGGAUGUGAAGUGCAUCGCUUUGAUCCUAGUGUCAAAUCAGCCCAUGUUCUGGAGAGCCAGCGCCUCUGGCAUCACCGCCUGUCCAUUGAUUGGCGGGAUCGGCAUCCGGCUGUGGCUGCUCAGAAGCCCCACAGCAACACCAGAAAACUGGGAAGCGUUUUGAAUGAAUUUGGGCAUUACAAGAUUGAUGUACUCAAGGCAGAUCUGGAAAGUGCAGAAUGGAAAGUUUUAGAAAACCUGAUUCUGGAGGAUGUCCUCGGACAGAUUGGCCAGCUCCUCUUUGAGAUUCACCUCCACUGGCCUGGCUUUGAGGUCAGUGGCAGCGAGAGCAGUGUGGUGCGGUUUUGGUACAGCCUCCUGAAGGAGUUGGAGCAGAAGGACUUCAGACUUUUCCACACCUAUAAAGACUUAUCUAAGCCUCAGCUCUUCCUGAAGAAAGACAUUUUCAAUGCCAGCAGCUGUUAUACCCUGAGUUGGGUGAAUACGAGAUGGAAAUAGGAUGGAGCCCCGCGCACAACAGGAAGAACUAUUUGCAGACAGAUGCACCCGUGCUUCCGGUCGCGGAGUCACGCCUCCAGCCUCCACCGGCCUGUUUCCUGCGUGAUGCCGCAGCGAUCGUGUUAUUGUCAUUAUAAGAGUACACGAAGCCUUGAGCUUGACAAUCGACAGCGGCUUGGAGGGACACCUCUCCUGGCCCAGACUGAGACCUCUGCGCUUUUGCCUUUGACAGAGUGGGGCAUGCCCCCUCCACUCUCACUUGGAGGGUAGGAAUACCCUGCUCCUGCCAGUUUCUGGUUGCCUCAGAAUCCAUUCUGUAUCUAUAGCUCACGAAUUUACAUUAAAAAUGACAUUUUAUUAAUUUAUACUUUCACUAGGUUGGUCAGAUUUUUUUAAAUGCACUGUUCUUUUUUUUUUUAAGUUGGGUCACUGCCGGGCAGUGGUGGAACUUUAAUCCCAGCACUGGGGAGGCAGAGGCAGGCCAGCCUAGCCUACAGAGCGAGUUCCGGGACAGCCAGAGCUGCACAGAGAAACCUGUAGUGAUCUGUAUGGUAAAACCCUGUCUCAAAAAACCAAACAAGCCGAAAACAAAGCAAACAACUACAAAAAUAAAUAGAUAGAUAGAUAGAUAGAUAGAUAGAUAGAUAGAUAGAUAGAUAGGGCCAGUUGCUUGACUUUAAAGCUUCCCUUAAAGUUUCUCUCAUCCAGCCAGUCAAAGCCGUGCUCGGCAGUCUGUGGACUCCAGACGUUGCUUCCCAGCCUUUGCCGAGACGGGGCUUGAGUUCUAAGAACUGCGGCUUCUAGUCCCUGGGAACUUAAAUCCGUCAAGUUCUGUCAGAACUUCAAGAACUCCGGCUCAAAAUUCUUUUCACACAAAGCCAUCAACAGGCUUCAUCUCCUGUGAAGCUAAAGCACAAAGCGGCAUCUGUGUGGUUCUGCUACUGCCGCGUCAGCCUUCAAAACAUGGCUUCGGCUCCACAGACCUUCCGCUGCUGUCAGGCUGAGGAGACGGCCCAGUCAGUAAACCGCCUGCCACACAAGCAUGAGGGCUUGAGUUUACAAUCCCUGCUCCUACGAGCCAGGCACGACCCUGUAAGCACUGGGCAGGCAUGAGGGUGGGCAGGAGACAGGCUGGGGCCCACUGGCCAGGCUGGCCUAGUUGGAUCAGUGAGCUUCCGGUUCAGUGAGAGGCCCUGUCUCAAAGGUAAGUUGUAAGCUGGGCUUACAACUUAUUAAAGGCUCACACCUUUAAUUGUGGCACUUGGGAGAAAGCGGCAGGUGGAGGUCUGUGAGUCUGAGACAGGCCUGGACUACUACAUAGUUCCAGGACAGCCAGAGAUAGUGUGACCCUAUCUAGGGGGAACAGGCCAGGGAAGGGGGUAGGUAGAGAGAGGGAGUAAGUUGGACACAGAUAGGGGAAGACAACAAUGUCACUGUCUUCUCUCUCUCUGUGUGUCUCUGUCCCCCUCCCUCCUGCUCUCUCUCUCUCUUCCUAGCCCAGGGUGGUCCUAAACUCAUCACUUAAUGUCUCAGGCUGGUUUUGACCUCUGAUCAUUUUGCCUCAGCCCCGGGUUUGACUUCUUUUUCACAAAAGUUUUUUCUUUGUUUAAUUAAGCAGAACAGGUAUGUUCUCUGUGGUUCAAAUGAUACCCAUAAUUCUUAUAUAUAGGAAGAUUGUCCUGUGAACGAUUUCCAAAAGUUUUAUGCUAAUUAAACAAUCUCAAAAUAAACCAAGCUAAGAGUUUGGAGGCAUGUUUUUUUUUUGUUUUUUUUGUUUU